Molecule: messenger RNA, 2980 nt
Organism: Racocetra fulgida
Lineage: Eukaryota; Fungi; Glomeromycota; Glomeromycetes; Diversisporales; Gigasporaceae
Source: the annotation of a GenBank genome assembly
AUGGCAGAAACUGUAACGAAUUCGAACUCGGUUGACAAUACUACUGUAUCGGCAACUCAAAGUUCUGAACAAUCUAAUGAGUCAACUCAAAUACAACUUGAUGAAACUUUUGGCAUAACACUUAAUUCCGAACAUGAAAAAAUAUUAAAUGACCAAAUCCUUCCUGGAAAAACGAAAGCAUCUUAUAGUCAAUUAUAUCGGUUUGCUACGAAACGCGAUUGGUUGAUUAUGAUUAUUGGUCUGGUAUUUGCUGGCUCUGCCGGUGCAACUAUGUUUGUUAUUUUACCAUUAUCGUCUUAUAAUUUCGUAGUUGUUACAGUUAUUACAUAUUUUAUAAUUAAUAAAAUUUUGAUUUAUAGGCAGGCUCGGAGCAUUCGGGAAAAUUAUCUCCGUGCCGUUCUCCGCCAAAAUAUUGCCUAUUUUGAUGGUAUUGGUCCCGGUGAAAUUACUACUCGCAUUUCUUCUGACACUCAUUUGAUUCAAGAUGCUGGAUCUAUUGCCGAAGAAUCAAUUUCUGCUAUUAGAACUACCGUAUCAUUUGGUGCUCAAAAAAAACUAUCUGCUCUUUACGAUGCUUAUUUAGUACAUGCAAAGCGUGAAGGAAUUAAAAAAUCAAUCACAAAUAGUUCUGGUGUUGAUAUACAAGCUUUUGGACUUGCUGUCGGUGCUGGUGCAAAGAUUUUUGAAACAAUUAAUCGUAUUCCGCCGAUAGAUUCUUAUUCUCAAGAUGGUGAACAACCUUCUAGUUGUGAAGGUCGAAUUCAAUUUAAAAAUGUUUCAUUUGUUUAUCCUUCUAGACCUAAGGUUCAAACUUUAAAUGAUGUAUCGUUGGAUAUUGAACCUGGUACUACAGUCGCUCUUAUUGGUACUUCUGGAUCUGGAAAAAGUACAAUCAUAUCUUUAUCUCUCCGAUUUUAUGACCCAAUUUCUGGUGAAAUACUUCUUGAUGGUCGCAAUAUCAAAUCUCUUAACCUCACAUGGCUUCGUAAACAAAUGAGUCUUGUAGGACAAGAACCUGUACUUUUCAAUACUACCAUUGCUGAAAAUGUUGCUCAUGGAUUAAUUGGUUCAAUUUAUGAAAAUAUUUCUCAAGACAAAAAACGUAUAAUGAUUGAACAUGCAUGUCAAAUGUCAAAUGCUCACGGAUUUAUUAUGAAACUUCCUGAUAAAUAUGAAUCUAUGGUUGGUGAAGGUGGUGUCUUAUUAUCUGGUGGUCAAAAGCAACGUAUCGCUAUUGCUCGUGCUAUUGUAAAAGAUCCAAAAAUAUUAUUAUUGGAUGAGGCUACUAGUGCUCUUGAUUCUCGAAGUGAAGGUAUUGUUCAAGAUGCGUUAGAUAAAGCCUCUAAAAAUAGAACAAUUAUAGUAAUGAGUGAAGGUGCCAUUUUAGAAAGCGGUAAUCAUGAUGAACUAAUGGCUAAAAAAGGUGUCUACAGUAAACUUGUCGAAGCUCAAAAACUUAAACAAGCAGAGGAAAAUGAUGAAGUUUUAGAUAAAUCUAUUAUUCCUCCAGAAGAUACUGAUCCUUUAAUAACUUCAAAUCAAGCGGAUAUUGUCCCAGAAGAAGAUCAUCAACUUGGACGUGUCACUACAAAUAAAUCUGUGUCAUCUGCUGUUUUGGCUGCCAGAAACGAAGACCUUGAAGCUAAUACAAAACAUGAUUAUGAGUAUACAACAUGUGAAUUAAUCAAAAAAGUUGGAAAAAUAAAUCGUCCCGAAUUACCAUUUAUUUUCAUUGGUUUACUUGCUUCAAUUGUUAAUGCUGUAGCUACAUCAGUUGCUAGUAUUAUUCAAGGUGCAACUUUUGGUUAUUCUAGUGAAUCUCUUACUCGUAAAAUUCGUUCAAUAUCAUUCGAUUCAAUGUUGAGACAAGAUAUUUCAUUCUUUGAUGAAGACAAACAUACUACUGGUUCUUUAACUGGUAUUUUAGCAUUAGAUGCUACUUAUGUUAAUGGUUUGGCUGGUCUUACUUUAGCUUAUGAAACUUCUGCCAAUGUUGCUUGUGAAAGCUCGGGAAAUAUUAGAACUGUUGCUGCUCUUACUCGUGAAGAAGAUGUAUUAAAGAUUUAUCAUAAUAUGCUUGAUGAACCAAUGCGUGAAGGAUUUAAGAAUGCGUUUUUAGCUUCAGUCGCAUUCGCUUUUGCACAAUGUGUUACCUUUUUAACAAAUGCUUUGGCAUUUUGGUAUGGUGGUAGAUUAGUUAUGGAGGGUGAAUAUGAUCUUAAAAGAAUGUUUACUGUAUUUAUGGCUGUUAUAUUUGGUUCAAUGUCUGCUGGUCGUGCAUUUGCUUAUGCACCUGAUAUGGCCAAAGCUAAAGUCGCUGCUGCAUCUAUAAUGUCAAUAGUGGAACGUGUUCCCACAAUUGAUGCUUGGUCUACUGUUGGUAAAAAAAUUGAUAAAGUUGAAGGACAUCUUAAAUUCACAAAGGUACAUUUUCGGUAUCCAACUCGACCUCAUGUUCCAGUACUUCGUGGUCUAGAUAUUGAAAUAAAACCUGGUCAAUAUGCUGCAUUAGUUGGUCCUUCAGGAUGUGGUAAAAGUACUACUAUUAGUUUAACUGAACGAUUUUAUGAUAUAACUGAUGGAAAAAUAGAAAUUGAUGGAAUAAACAUUACUACUCUAAAUGUUAGUAGUCUUCGGGAACAUAUCGCGUUGGUUAGUCAAGAACCAUCUUUAUAUGAUAUGACAAUUAAAGAGAAUGUGAUUUUUGGGUGUCGACCAGGACAAGAACCAACUCAAGAAGAGAUUGAGAACGCCUGUCGUCAAGCACAUAUUCAUGAUUUUAUAGUUGGCUUACCUGAUGGUUAUGAAACUUCUGUUGGAGGAAAAGGAAAACAACUUUCAGGUGGUCAAAAACAACGAAUUGCUAUUGCAAGAGCUCUUAUUCGAAAUCCCAAAAUUUUAUUACUAGAUGAAGCAACAUCAGCUUUAGAUUCACAAGCAGAAAAGAUUGUACAAGAAGCAUUGGAUGCUGCUGCAAAGG